This is a messenger RNA of Monopterus albus (swamp eel), 482 nucleotides long. RefSeq names its product ribosomal protein L21 (gene rpl21). The record is from RefSeq and is a predicted model, not a curated record. NCBI's taxonomy places the organism in Eukaryota, Metazoa, Chordata, Actinopteri, Synbranchiformes, Synbranchidae. Gene Ontology annotation, molecular function: structural constituent of ribosome. The coding region runs from base 1 to 450 and encodes 149 amino acids. Gene Ontology annotation, cellular component: ribosome. Gene Ontology annotation, biological process: translation. The transcript is spliced from 6 exons.
AUGCGCAUUACCAAAGAGCAGGAGCCGCAGCAUGGUCCGAUUCCCCUGUCCACAUACAUGCGCAUCUACAAGAAGGGAGACAUAGUUGAUAUCAAGGGCACAGGCACCAUUCAGAAAGGUAUGCCUCAUAAGUGCUACCAUGGCAAAACAGGGCGUGUCUACAAUGUUACCCAGCAUGCAGUUGGCAUUAUUGUCAACAAGCAGGUCAAGGGCAAGAUCCUGGCCAAGAGGAUCAACGUACGGAUUGAGCACGUGAAGCACUCAAAGAGUAGGGACAGUUUCCUCAAGCGCGUCAGAGAGAACGAGAGCAAGAAGCUGGAGGCCAAGCAGAAAAGCAGCUGGGUGGAACUGAAACGCCAGCCAGCUCCUCCCCGCGAGGCUCACUUCGUCAGCACCAAGAAAAACGAGCCGCAGCUGCUGGAGCCCAUUCCUUAUGAGUUUAUGGCAUAAAAUGUUGGCCAAAAUAAAAAACAUUGUUCACA